UAAGACUCCAGCUAUCACACCUUUUUUUAUGCUUUACUGGAUGCUUCGGUGGACUUGAUGCUCCCAGCAAUCACAGGCACUACAAUGAAAAAGCUUGAUGUGAUACGAAGGUGUGGCUACACAGCCACACUACACCCAAAAAAAAAAAAAGCUUCGGACUCAAGUCCGAGGCUGUUCAAACCAAGAUCGUGAUAUUGGCUCAUGGCGGACCAGAGAGCGUUCAACGAACGAGAUUAUCCCGUCAUCGUUGGCAUUGAUUUUGGCACAACCUAUUCUGGUGCAGCUUACUCAUUGGCUAAUCAGGAAGACAUUGAGGAUAUCGUAAGAUGGCCGAGACAAUCAAGUAGUGUGUAUUGCAAGACACCAACAAUGAAUCUGUACAGAGGUGAUUCCAAGAAAAUGGUACAGUGGGGAAAUGCUGCGCGCUUGGAACUGUUACGGCCUAUCAAUCGAGAUGCUGUGCUUCUCAAGCAGUACAAGCUCUAUCUAGACGAAGCAUUGAGCAAAGAUUUAGUGCCGCUGCCCAAUGAUCUGACGAUUGUGGAUGUGAUAUCUGACUUUUUACGAGAAUUCCAUGAACACUUGUUGUUCGAAAUGAGUCGUGGAAUCGCUCGUGACUUCAAACAAGAUUCUUUCAGAUACUGCUUAACUGUUCCAGCAAUGUGGUCUGAUAGAGCCAAGGCAUUGAUGAGAGAGUCAGCAAUACGAGCUGGCUUGGUCAAGGAGGGAGAUCAUCGAGACAGGUUGAUGCUUAUAUCGGAACCAGAGGCAGCUGCCAUCUACUGUGAGAAAAAGUGUGAACAAUUUAAUUUGAGAGGUGGCGACAAGUUCAUGAUCUGUGAUGCUGGAGGCGGUACGGUCGACUUAAUUGUUUUUCAGGUGGAGUCGACUUUCCAAGGGACUCGAAAAUUCAAGGAAGAUACAAAGGGACAUGGUGAAUCAUGUGGAUCCAUAUUCAUUGAUAAACGUAUGCGCAAAUUAUUGAAGAAAAAACUCAAGUCGGCUACGAAAUCCGUACCGCCAUACGCAUUUGAACAUAUGAUGGAUACAUUCAUCAAUACCGUCAAGCCGGAAUUUGAUGGCACGGACGAUCAUUUCAUCCAGCUUCCAGCAUCAUUGGAAUUGGCCUCAUUAACGAAUGAAGAGAUUGGUCUUGACGAAGGUGUUUUAUGCUUGACCAUGCAGGAACUCCGUGAUGAUGUAUUUGAGCCUGUGGUACAAGACGUUCUCAAUCUCAUCCGUCAGCAGAUGAAGACAGUUAAUCGUUUGGAAGCCAUCUUUUUGGUUGGCGGAUUCGGAUCUAGCAAUUACCUUUUCAAGAGAGUCCAACAAGAAUUUGGUAGAGACGUUGGCCUAGUCGCCAUGCCGCCUAGAGCAGAACUCGCUGUUACGCGUGGCGCGGUAUUCUUUGGAAAAAAUCCUAAUCUCGUAACCACCAGAGUCCCCCGUUACUGGUAUGGAAUCGAUUCAACCAACAAGUUUAUUGAGGGCGUAGAUCCUCCUGAGUUCAAAAUCAUCCGUUCAGAUGGAAGCAUUCGAGCCGACAAUCGGUUUUCAGUGUUUGUCAGACGUGGUGAACCACUAGAUAUCAAUGAUUGCGUAGUGAAGAAGUACUAUGCAUUUUAUCCUAAUCAGACGGUGUGCUCAUUAUUCGCUGCUGACACAGAGGAAGAGCCUCGUUAUACAUGUGCUCCAACUUUGGGAGUCAGAAGAAUAGCCAAUUUCACUAUUCCUAUGCCUAAGCUGCCUGACGUUCAGUAUGGAGAAAGAAUAGAUUUGUUGAUAAAGAUGUAUUUUGGCGAGGUUGAAUUACGCGUGGAAGCCGUCAUUCAAGGCAAGACGUACUCAACCACUUGCAUGUUUGAAGCUUGAUACCAAGAAAUACUAUACGCUAUAUUCUCCCAUUUUUGUUGUGGAUAUACGAUCGUCCUUUGGUAUAUCUCAUGCACUGUUUUGUUCUUAAAGAUACUUCCAUAGCCUUUUUGUUCACCCAUCAUUGUUAAUUUCUUGGUCUCUCGUCUACAUACACAUAAUACCAUCGGCAGCAUGCCAGAUCACUCCUCACUAAAAAUAUUAUAACUAGGUUCAACUGAUGAGAAUACCCAUAGUUACUCACUAACUAUUGUAUUUUCCGUAAGA
Umbelopsis ramanniana AG is the source of this 2139-nucleotide messenger RNA. RefSeq lists its product as uncharacterized. The coding region runs from base 202 to 1872 and encodes 556 amino acids. The record is from RefSeq and is a predicted model, not a curated record. The transcript has 13 exons. Gene Ontology annotation, molecular function: ATP-dependent protein folding chaperone; ATP binding. NCBI's taxonomy places the organism in Eukaryota, Fungi, Mucoromycota, Umbelopsidomycetes, Umbelopsidales, Umbelopsidaceae.